This is a messenger RNA of Emericellopsis atlantica, 1642 nucleotides long. RefSeq lists its product as uncharacterized. The record is from RefSeq and is a predicted model, not a curated record. The transcript has 2 exons. Lineage: Eukaryota; Fungi; Ascomycota; Sordariomycetes; Hypocreales; Bionectriaceae. Bases 473 to 1642 code for a protein of 389 amino acids.
CGCAAUAGGCAGUAAAUUUCGAUCGAACCUCCUGACUAUGGGGAUGCGAAAGUUUGACUCGAUGCGCUUGGAUCAAAUGUGUACGAUACGGAAGACGGCGGGGAUGUUGUAGGAUAAGUACUUGUGGAAUGGCCUGGAAGACAGUGGGCUACGUACGACCAGACGACAUCGAAAUGUCGUUGCGCUUCGCUGGGUCAACGGAUAAACUCGAACAAUUUACAAUGCAUGGCGUCAAUGGACUACUUCCCGUGUGCCGACCGCCUUUCGGAGGACGCUUCCUUCUCCUACAUGCCUUAGCAAGGGUCUCAAGUGCUCGGCUCGAGACCAGCAAGAGCAGCCUCGAUCACGCUCGGGCAUACAACGACAUUAGGAAUCAAACCCCAACAUUGACUCUCGCUUAUGAUUUACCACAUUCAGCCAACUCGACCGGAUAUAGUCCGCAUCUCAGACACACGCAGCAUUGUAUUAACCUAUGCACUUUCAACAACUUCCGACCGAUAUGCCCCAAACGACCCGAGGCAGCCUCACUCGCCUAAUACAAAGAUUCGAGGUGCUGCAACACGGUGCAGGGUCGAACUCUUCCCAUCAAGUGCUGGACAUAAAAAAUCGACGGUUUCGCAAUUAUGUCAAAGAAAGCACGUGCAUGCCACUCGCGAAGGCUCCAGCACGAAAAGGAACACUAUCUUUCUUGGCGGAACAUCGACACGUGCUCGCGCUACCACAAGCUGAAAAGAAUUCGAAGAAUGUCGACUACUCUAAACUGCAAGGCGGAAUGGCUAGCCCGGAGAAAAAGCAAGUUGCGCCCAGCUUUGAACUAAUUGCAGAUCAGAGCUCCCUGGGUACUGGUCGCAAAACUUUGCGGGCCAGUUGUGGUAUGCUCGUGGACAGCUUCAUCUCCCAGCGCAGGGGAUCACCUCCCGUCGCUGGAAGUGGUUCGCAGACCGUUCUCGAUAGACUUCAUGUGCGCAAGUCUGUUGAUGCAGUAUUGGACUGCUCUGGUGAUGCGUGUUUCGGGCUUAGUUAUGAGCCCACGCAAGCCUCCGACGAGGAUUCUACGUCCGGACCGCAGGUCAACAGCGAAUCUGUGGAUGAAAUCAUUUCUACCCAGAGCAACAUGUCUUCUUUGAGACCAGAGUUCUCCCAUACAACUGGCGGAGCAAACACGGCCAAUUCCUCAGCGACGAGGCGCAGGUCCAAGAGAAAACAGUGCCUGCCAUGUUCAGCGACGAUGCUAGCUGUCAGAACCUCACAAACUCUCCCGACAUCAACAAAUAACAGCAAACAAUUGAAUCGGUACAGCACAGAUAUCUUGUCUUUGCUUUUCGCCAAUGCUAACAUCUUGUCUGACAGGCACGAACCUUCAUGUCUGCAGAAUCUGAUCGGGUUGUACGAGACUCUCGCCCGGCAAGGUAACAUGAGUAAACCGGACAUCGCUGAGUCGAAAGCACAGGGUAUGACGUCGCUCAAGUCCCGUGGCAAGACGAUUAAGUCAGAGCUUUUGGGUCCUCCAUUCAGUAUGUUGAGAGCGACUUUCGACCAGGCAUCAGGAUGCUGGGGGUGCCAGCCGCCAACAUGCGAAUCAACUGAAAUGGAGGGAACAUGGUCGCACCAGGCACGCGUCUUCUCAGAUCACCCACGAUAG